This is a messenger RNA of Cryptomeria japonica (Japanese cedar), 576 nucleotides long. RefSeq names its product vegetative cell wall protein gp1-like. NCBI's taxonomy places the organism in Eukaryota, Viridiplantae, Streptophyta, Pinopsida, Cupressales, Cupressaceae. The record is from RefSeq and is a predicted model, not a curated record. Bases 1 to 576 code for a protein of 191 amino acids. The transcript is spliced from 2 exons.
AUGCAAUCCCCACAUACAGUGGGGAGCGUUGUUUGCACAACGCUAUCCCCACUGUAUGUGGGGAGCGUUGUUUGCAAAGCGCAGUCCCCACCUACAAUGGGGAGCGCUUUUUGCACAGUGUUAUCCCCACUAUAUGUGGGGAGUGCUGUGCAAGCAGUGCCUCCCCCAUACGUGGGGAAUUUACAAGGUACCGUGGGCCCCCUGACACCCUGCAAGUCUGCCGUAGAUUUUUCUAGGCCUCGGGCCCAGCAUCGUCGUCCGGCCUCACCUUCCGGCCCCCGCCGGCCCUGGCACCCUGGCCCCCAGCCACCACCGGCCCCUGGCCCUCUGCUCACCGUUGCCUCUCAGCCUGCAUCGCCCAGCUCUCCCCAGUGGCCCAGCUACUCCCCAGCCUCUGCUGCCUACAACGCCACCCUGGCCUAUGCCUCCCAGCAGCUCCCCAGCCUGCACCUCUCAGCAGCUCCCCCGGCCAGCGCAGCCAAGCAGCACCCUGGUGGCCCCGCUGCUCCGGCCACCGCCCAGCCCCACAACCGCUGCCCAUCGAAAACCACCGCUCAACCCACUGGCCACCACUAG